AUGUCCUCUGCCCCUCCGCCACCGAAUCCGCCGUCCUCGAACCCGGAGAAGAAGCCAGACGACGCCCCUUCGCAAUCGUCUCCCCAAAGCGAAGAUGCCACAAUGGAUACAACCCCAAUCCAACCCGAGGAGGAAACUUGGGACGACAUUCCGGAGGACAUCAUGUCGCUGACGACCGACGAUGUUCUGACAAGAAUACGGCUGAUUGACAACGACAUAAAGGUUAUGAAGUCAGAGCGAGCCCGCCUUCAGCACGAGCAAACAGUCAUGAAAGAGAAGAUCAGAGAUAACGGAGAAAAGAUAAAACAGAACAAAGUGCUGCCUUAUCUUGUUGGAAACGUCGUCGAGAUUCUCGAAGUCGAUCCAGAAAUUGAGGAGGACGGUGCAAAUCAGGACUUGGACUCUAUGCGCAAAGGGAAAUGUGCUGUCAUCAAGACCUCAACACGGCAAACGGUCUUCCUGCCUCUUAUCGGACUUGUACCCCCAGAGCAACUUAAACCCGGAGACCUCGUCGGUGUUAACAAAGACUCUUACCUAGUCUUGGAUAUGCUUCCCGCUGAAUUCGACUCUCGCGUCAAGGCCAUGGAGGUGGAUGAGAGGCCAACAGAGGCAUAUACUGAUAUCGGUGGUCUUGAGAAGCAGAUCGAGGAAUUGGUGGAGGCUAUCGUGCUGCCUAUGCAACAAGCGGAUAAAUUCAAAACACUUGGUAUCAGACCUCCCAAAGGCUGUUUGAUGUAUGGUCCUCCUGGGACUGGCAAGACGCUGCUAGCUCGAGCAUGUGCCGCUCAGACAAGCGCGUGCUACUUGAAGUUGGCUGGCCCGUCACUAGUCCAGAUGUUCAUUGGUGAUGGUGCUAAGCUCGUGCGGGACGCGUUUGCGCUAGCGAAGGAGAAGGCCCCAGCUAUCAUCUUCAUCGACGAACUUGACGCAAUAGGAACAAAACGGUUUGAUUCCGAGAAGAGUGGUGAUCGAGAAGUCCAGCGGACGAUGUUGGAACUUCUCAAUCAGCUUGAUGGUUUCAGUAGCGACGAGCGGAUAAAGGUCAUCGCCGCAACGAAUCGAAUUGAUAUCCUUGACCCCGCAUUGCUGCGAUCUGGUCGACUGGACCGAAAGAUCGAAUUCCCACUGCCCAAUGAAACCGCGCGCGCCCGUAUAUUAGAGAUCCAUUCCCGCAAGAUGUCGACCUCGAGUGAUGUCAACUUCGAAGAACUGGCGCGAAGUACAGACGAAUUCAACGGUGCUCAGCUGAAGGCAGUCUGUGUCGAGGCAGGUAUGAUUGCUCUGAGAGAGGGCGCAUCGAAACUUGGGCAUGAACAUUUCUUGAGUGGAAUCUCUGAGGUGCAAAGUAAGAAGAAGAAUGAUUUAGUUUACUUUGCGUAG
This is a messenger RNA of Pleurotus ostreatus (oyster mushroom), 1380 nucleotides long. RefSeq names its product 26S proteasome regulatory subunit 6A (gene RPT5). Gene Ontology annotation, cellular component: proteasome regulatory particle, base subcomplex. The transcript has 6 exons. The coding region runs from base 1 to 1380 and encodes 459 amino acids. NCBI's taxonomy places the organism in Eukaryota, Fungi, Basidiomycota, Agaricomycetes, Agaricales, Pleurotaceae. Gene Ontology annotation, molecular function: proteasome-activating activity; ATP binding; ATP hydrolysis activity. Gene Ontology annotation, biological process: proteasome-mediated ubiquitin-dependent protein catabolic process. The record is from RefSeq and is a predicted model, not a curated record.